ACUUUGGCGAUACGGCUUGGUUUUGGGCUCGGGGGGAAGCACCGCAGCAGGAAAGGAAUAAAAAGGUCGUCGUUGUUCAAAAGGCCAUCUUUUGCAUUCCUCGGCCAACUCUCCAACGAUUGCCUUUUUGUUUUUUUUCGCUCCAAUUACCCCCUCCAACUCCAACGUUAAGCCUUUUUCCAACAAAUGGCAACUUCUCUCUCAUAUUUGGACGUACUCUCCGACCCACGCUUUCAUGUUCCCUUUGGCUGCGGCGCGCUUGCGCUGAGCGCAGCCUUCUUUACUCUACCCUCUCUAUUCCCAACUCUUUUCGCCACCGAAAAACAGCGUGCAUGGAUAGUUACAGGCCUCACCGCUCUUGUCAUGACCUCUAGCUCGCUCCCUUUCCAUUACUCCUUCUUCACCGGUUCUAACUCCCUUGCGGAUGUAUCUCUCAUGGAUUCCGCCUUUGCGAUUGGACUGUGUGGAUUCUUUGCAUCUUACUGCGUAACUGACCUACUCCUGGGCACCCUGUUCUAUCGGAGUGAGGUCCACCCCUUGUCGGGAUACGUUCAUCACUCGUUGUAUGCGUGGAUGGUAACCUCUCUGGUUACCUACCACGUUCCUGGAGGAUUUUGCACGCUCUCUAUCCUGGAACUUCCUACCCUUGUUAUGGCCAUUGGAAGGAUCAACAAAGCCUGGCGUAGCGAUGCGCUCUUUGGUGCGACAUUCUUUACAACGAGGAUCUGUUUGCACAUCUAUUUUGUUUAUGAGAUUUGGAGGGCGUGGCCUGACCGACAAUUCUACUGGUUUUUACUGGGUGUCCUACCAAUGCAUUUGCUUUGGUUCAAAGGAUGGGUCCAGCAGCAAAUCAGGAUGAGGAAGGAGAAAUUGCGAAAGAUGGUUCCCAGUACUACUACCGCUUGCCAUCCUAUACAAUCUAUCAAACCUGAAGCACAAGUUUCGGCUGAAGUUACAUCUCGCGAGGAUGACAAAUACGUUACUGAAGAGACGUGGGGAUCUCGAUCUACUCGUCACCUUCCCCGGCCAUUUGUCACUCAUCGUCUGCGCGCCGGGUCAUCCAUACUUGAACAUGAUCUUGAUCGCAUCACUGAUCCAAUACCUGUGGCCCCUGUUCUCGUCGGUUAAUUAUGGGCUUAGAUUUUAACAAGAUAUUAAGUGACAAUUUCGUACAUCAAGUUAGAAAUGAAGUGAUUGGAUAUGGGUUUCUUAGGUUGAACUUUUCAAAUACCUCUUGUUUUUGGAUAUUAUUUAUGUUCUUCUGUCCUUUUGUUUGACACCGUUGACUGCAUUUAACGAAAUAUCAAUACAUGUUGUGGAUGUAUUUGUAAUAUAUCUUUACCCAGCA
Messenger RNA from Spizellomyces punctatus DAOM BR117, 1348 nucleotides. RefSeq lists its product as uncharacterized. The transcript has a single exon. The record is from RefSeq and is a predicted model, not a curated record. NCBI's taxonomy places the organism in Eukaryota, Fungi, Chytridiomycota, Chytridiomycetes, Spizellomycetales, Spizellomycetaceae. The coding region runs from base 187 to 1128 and encodes 313 amino acids.